GAGGCUGCACCUCCAGAAUAUCUGAGAGAUCUCAACAGCACCUCCUCUUCAAUGUGAGGACAUCACGGCUUUGUCGCUUCCAUAACCAGCGCGUCUGAAACUCUCCUCCCUUUUCGCGGAGGGAGAGGCUUCUGCACCGGUUCUGCACCGGUUCUGCACCGGCUUCUCCUCCUCAGCUCCGCGCACAUCUCCAGUCGUGACGGACGCAUCGCUCCUGAUUAAGAUUCCGCAGCUGAACAGCGUCCAGGUUCUCAGUUGGUUCUGUUGGUUCGGACUAAGGAGACUCCGCGGGGGACUCGCUGUCGGAUUGGACCAAGUUUAAACAGAAAAGGACUUUUACAAUGACAGCCACGAAGGAGCAGCAGCCUCAGAGACCGAACCAGCCGCAGCAAGAUGAGGACCUGGGCGGGGUUAGUCCUCCUCAGAGGAACUGGAAGGGCAUCGCCAUUGCUCUGCUGGUCAUCCUGGUGGUCUGCUCCCUGAUCACCAUGUCUGUCAUCCUCCUCACACCAGUCGACAGCCAAGCUGGAAGUGACACCAAACUGACUGUGGAGGAUUUGUUCAAACCUGAGUUCAAGGUGCAUGACCCAGAGGCCAAAUGGAUCAAUGAUUCUGAAGUCAUCUAUAGGAACAGCGACGGCCACGUCAUCAAGUUCAACAUCUUCACAAACGAGACUGAAAUAAUCCUGACCAAUGCAACGUUUGUGAAUUUCAACGUGGCGAAGUAUUCUGUGUCUCCUGAUCUGAAAUAUGUGCUGUUUGCCUACGAUGUGAAACAGGUUUACCGCCACUCCUACAUGGCCUCCUACAGCAUCUACAACAUCCACACACGGGAGGUUUGGGAGCUGGACCCUCCUGAGGUGGUGAAUUCAGUCCUGCAGUACGCUGCUUGGGGAGUUGCAGGCCAACAACUGAUCUACAUAUUUGAAAACAACAUCUACUACCGCUCUCAUGUGAAGAGCAGCUCCCUCCGGCUCACAUCUUCAGGAAAGGAAGGAGUUAUCUUCAACGGAAUCGCAGACUGGCUGUAUGAAGAGGAGAUCCUGCAGACCCACGUGGCCCACUGGUGGUCUCCUGAUGGGGAGAGGUUGGCCUUCCUGGUUCUCAACAACACUUUGGUCCCAAAUAUGGUUUUACCUCGCUUCACUGGCACAACGUACCCAAAACAAAAGCAGUACCCCUACCCCAAGGCCGGCCAACCCAACCCAGCGGUGAAGCUCUACGUUGUCAAUAUUUACGGGCCGACGCACACGCUGGAGCUGAUGCCUCCAGAGACGCUGAAGCUGCGGGAACAUUAUGUGACCAUGGUGAAAUGGAUCAGUAAGACCAAGACGGCAGUGAGGUGGCUGAACCGGGCCCAGAAUGUCUCCAUCUUGACCGUGUGUGACACCACCACCGGAGCCUGCGUUACGAGACAUGAAGAAAGCUCGGAGCUCUGGCUUUCAAAGCAGAACCAAGAACCCGUGUUCUCCAAGGAUGGUACCCGAUUCUUUCUGACUGUCCCGGUGAAACAAGGAGGACGGGGAGAGUUUCAUCACAUCGCCAUGUCCACAACACAGUUCAGAGAGGAUCAGAACGAGGUCCGACAUCUAACCUCAGGGAACUGGGAGGUGACCAGGAUCAUCGCCUACGAUGAGAACUCCGAUAACCUUUAUUUCCUGAGUACAGAGGGCUCACCACGGAGACGGCAGCUUUACAGUGUUAAAACUGUGGGUCUGUUCCCACGAAGGUGUUUAACCUGUGAGCUCAGUAAAGCCCAUUGUCUGUACUUCGGCGCCGACAUCAGCCCCUCCAACCAGCACGUUCUGCUCCACUGUAAAGGUCCAGGAGCACCAACUGUGAUCUUACACAGCCUCAACAACUCCAAUUAUUACAUCCUGGAGAACAACUCUUUGCUGAAGGCAGUUCUGAAGUACAAACGGAUCCAGCUGAUGGACUUCAGAACCGUUCCAGUAGAGCAUUUUGAUUUACCGCUACAGAUUUUUUAUCCACUGGACUUCUCUGAGUCCCAUCACUAUGGACUCCUGUUGAUGAUUGACAGCGCCCCUGGUGGUCAAUCUGUGAGUGACCGUUUCUCUCUGGGCUGGGACUCGGUGCUGGUCAGUUCCGACAGCGUCAUCGUGGCCCGUUUGGACGGCCGGGGCAGUGGCUUCCAGGGUCAGAGGAUCCUGCAUGAAGUCCACCAGAGACUGGGAACAGUUGAUGUUCAGGACCAGAUCGCUGCAGUGGAAUACAUGAUGAAAUUUCCAUAUAUUGAUCGAACACGGAUAGCGGUGUUUGGAAAGGGUUAUGGAGCCUACCUGACCUUAAUGAUGCUGAAGUCUACAGACAGCUUGUUUAAAUGUGCGUGCGCCAUGUCGCCAGUGACUGACUGGAAACUCUACGCGUCGGCGUUCUCUGAGCGAUACCUCGGCAUGCCGUUACGGGACGACAGCAGGUAUCAGUUCUCCAGUUUGCUGCAGAACGUCCAGGCUCUACGAGAGCAGACGCUGAUGCUGGUGCACGCCACAGCAGAUGCCAACAUCCACUUCCAGCACACUGCUGAGCUCGUCAAGAACCUGGUGAAAGUUGGAGCAAACUACUCCAUGCAGAUCUACCCUGAUGAAGGUCACUUCCUGUCCCUGCAAAGCCGCCAGCACCUCUACGCCACACUGAGCAGCUUCUACCGGGAGUGUCUAAAGGAGGAGCUACUACCACUGCCUGAUGAAGAGGAGGAAGAAGAGGAGUAAGCGUGAGGCUUGAAGAUUUUUACUAAAAUCCAUCGAAGCCUUUUGAGUUUGGACCGAGUGUUUAGCCUGAUUUGGACGCAGUGAUGGAGCUGCUGAAGCUCUUACAGUUUGAAGCACUUCGUUGUGUGAAUGUAUAAAUAUGUUGAAAUGAAGGACACCACAGAGACACUGCUGGGCUGCAGCUGACAGCUGCUCACUAGCAUCAAGUUAUUCUAGUUCUGGGACACUCACGUUCUCAGCAAAGCACACAGAUACCUUUCCAAGUUUGUUCCAGGUUCCUCAGACUGCAGCCAUCCACACCUAACCCAUGUCAGUCUGCUGGGAGGCGGCGCCCGGUGUGACAUCAAUGUUUCAUCCAUCACUGCACGACUCCACCACCUGGAGAACAGAGGUCCACCUGACACUUUCACCCAACGGAAACCAUCUCAUUUUACUGGACAUCAUGUUAGACCAUCAUGGCCUUCUGAGAUCCCUGGCAUCAUUCAUCAGCUGUGUCACAUUAAAGGGAUAGUUCACCUGAUUUAACAUAGGUUGUGUCUCAGAGCAGACCGAGCUUUUACCUUCUGCAGAGGCAUGGAGAUUUGUGAUGGGAAAUCAGAGAAGAAUCCAGUUUAAACACCUCAAACUUUAGCAGAAGCUCAUGCUGAUACAUCUGAAGGUUUCACUGCAGAACCUGAGAGGAGCAGAUGAUCAGAUCACAGGUUGACUUGUCAGAAGUUCCGACUGAAACUUUCAGACUCAAACAGACAUGUUCUGUUGGACUUUAACUGCUGGGUCAUCAACUAAAGAACGUCUGGUUGGAGAAGGUUUAAGUUUCAUUAAUCUAAAAACCAACCCUGAAUAAAUUCCCUAAAGUAAAGCUGCAAAUCAUAACUGAGUCGUUUGGCCUUUAGUGACUUAAUGAGCCCAGUUCCAGAACCAAAUGUCCAGUUUAAAGAUGGAUUGUAAAGACAGAAACCAGCAGUGACCACUGCACACAAAACCAGAAUGCUACUAGCUAAUAAUAAUAAUAAUAAUAAUAAUGUACAUCGUGGUUGGGCCACGAGCUUUAAUCUGUAAAAUGUCUGAAAACAGAAAUGUUUUAGAUGAAAACAAUAGAAAUAACUUUUGUUGUUUAAUUUAGUUUUUUCAGAGAAUCUUUAAAGUCACUAAAAUGUUUAUUUCAUUUGUUUUCUAUAAUUGUUUUGUGUAUAUAAAACAGACGGUUCAAUAAAAAGGAAACUUUUAUAGUUAAGGAACAAAAACAGUUUUUAACUCAAUGAGAAAACCUUUAAAUAACAGAUUGUAAUAGAUUCCCUAAUGGGGUCGUAGGUCACAACGUUGCAUGCUGCUAUAAUAGUCGUUAUGAUGUUUAGGUGCUGGAGAACAACUGGUCUCACUGAUCAGCAGGAACCGCCUCAACAACACGCAUCCCUGGUCCUCAACACACAGAUCUUCCACAGGAGCGAGAUGCACGCCUCAUUUAGACAGAAAUAAACGUGUUUGAGAUCAAGUGUUGUUAGAACUUCAUGGCAGCUUCCUGAAACUCAACCUGCGAGAACAGAAAAUGUUCUCGUACAGAAACCCCUGUGGAGACAAACUCUCAGUCCUGCAGGGCAGUUAACCCUCAGCUAUGGUCAGAUAUGGAUCAGGAACCCAGAAACAAACAGCCAAAAUGAGCUUUCUCCGUAGGGUCACUGGACUCAGUGUUAGGAGCUCCGUCAUCCAAGAGAAGCUCAAAGUAGAGGUGCUGCUCCUUUUUAUGGAGAUGGUUCAGGAGGCCUCCUGAGUGUCUCCCUUUGGAGGUUUCCCAGAGCAGAGCGAAAACUCACUGGAUGAACUACAGGGGUUGGACAAUGAAACUGAAACACCUGUCAUUUUAGUGUGGGAGGUUUCAUGGCUAAAUUGGACCAGCCUGGUAGCCAGUCUUCAUUGAUUGCACAUUUCACCAGUAAGAGCAGAGU
Messenger RNA from Girardinichthys multiradiatus, 4672 nucleotides. RefSeq names its product inactive dipeptidyl peptidase 10-like. Gene Ontology annotation, molecular function: serine-type peptidase activity; dipeptidyl-peptidase activity. Gene Ontology annotation, biological process: proteolysis. NCBI's taxonomy places the organism in Eukaryota, Metazoa, Chordata, Actinopteri, Cyprinodontiformes, Goodeidae. The transcript is spliced from 26 exons. The coding region runs from base 342 to 2729 and encodes 795 amino acids. The record is from RefSeq and is a predicted model, not a curated record.